This is a messenger RNA of Dioszegia hungarica, 1245 nucleotides long. RefSeq lists its product as uncharacterized. The transcript has 5 exons. NCBI's taxonomy places the organism in Eukaryota, Fungi, Basidiomycota, Tremellomycetes, Tremellales, Bulleribasidiaceae. The coding region runs from base 1 to 1245 and encodes 414 amino acids. The record is from RefSeq and is a predicted model, not a curated record.
AUGACCAGCAGUACUGCGCAGAUGUUGGCUCAAAUCGAGUGCGGGACGGCGUUACAGGCGAUCAACGCGGUCCGGUAUCACACUGCACCACCCGGUCCCCUCUUCGUUUCACAGCUGGACGAGGUACUUGCCCCAUAUCGCUCUUCAACGCAUGGAUCGACCCUACAAAGAGGGGACUUUAUCGAGGUUGUCGGUGCUUCUGGUUCAGGCAAAUCAACCUUCCUCAGCUUCCUCCUCCUCACCUCCCUCCUCCCCUACUCUCUCCCCCUCCCCCUUCCUUCCUCCUCCACACCACACCACAUCCCCCUCGGCGGCAAAUCCCAAUUCUGCGCGCUCCUCCACUCUGUCUCUUCGCCUUCCUCCAUCCCGGCCCUCGCUCGCGUCAUGCGCGGGCAUAUACGCACCGCCGUCUCCGGCGUGGUAUCUACCGUAGGCCCUGCGCGGCUUACACCGGCCAUGGAGCGCGCUAUCGAGGCUUGUGUAGCUGAGUCUCUGGGCCGGCUGAGGAUUGUGAAGGUGAAGGGGAGGUAUAGGUACUGGGCGCUGGCGCUGCGGAGUCUGGCAUAUCCCCUGGUUACGCCGGGUGCGGGAGGGGGAGAGGAAGCGCUGUCGCUGGUCUGUAUGGACGGCCUCUCGGCCUGCUUCUGGCCGGAACGGUAUGCGGAGGAAGAGAGAAGCGCUGCGGGCAAGAAACGGACGGGCGUACCUGGGGUGAGAGGUCUGGAGGGUGUGGGGAUGCGGGAUGUGAUGGAUGCGAUCGGCGUAUUGAGAAAGGAGAUGGGUUGUGUGGUGGUGACCACAACACAGGGGCUAUGGCACGAGAAGAAACCCGAAACGUCCCAACCUACCCAAUUCUUCGCACCCUACCUUCCCCCUCCUUACCCAUCGCCAUGGGCCUUCCGACCCGGCGACGCCUCAGAAGACCCCUCCACCUCUACCCAAGCCUAUCCAUCCACCCUCCCCGCCUCAUCUACGUCUACCGUUCGACCACAGCCCGAAUCCGCCCACUGGCCUUUCACGUUCCAGCUCGUCCUCCUGGGUCGAUCGAGGGGUCUGCAAAUGCCCACAGAUGUGAUGCUGGCGGAUGCGCUGAAUGCGAGGGAUCGGGUAAGGAGAGGUGGUGUAGGGGAUAGGUAUAUGGCCAGAGUGAGGAUGAGGGGGGUGGAGGGGAGAUUAGGGGGUAGGGCAGGGGUGGAGUGGGGCUUUGGGAUAGGGGACGAGGGACUCGAGGUGUUCGCGGACUGA